AAUCUGACAGCAAAAAAUUGGCUGUCUUUUAAACCCAAAGAACUAUCGUUUUCUGAUGGUGUCGUGGUGGUAUGGCAUCAGCCCUUUUCUCCAGAACGUUCUCGGCUGCUGGUCACCGCUUGGUCUCUCCCUCCCUGUCUUUCCUUCUUCCGCAGAAGACCACCUCUAAUCUCGCGUUCAUUUUGAAUUCAAGAGCAUUCUAUUCACAACGAGGCUCCACCUUUACGACCUAUAAAUCAUUUGCUUGGGCUGGUCGAGUUAUGGCUUCUGCAGGAGUUGGGCAAAAAGCUGGUUACUCGACGUCAUCCAUAACUUCCAAUGAACCUGUUGUUUCUGUUGAUUGGCUCCAUUCUAAUCUUAGAGAACCUGAUUUGAAGGUAUUGGAUGCUUCGUGGUACAUGCCAGAGGAGCAAAGGAAUCCUAUCCAAGAGUAUCAGGUUGCUCAUAUUCCUGGUGCUCUCUUCUUUGAUUUGGAUGGAAUAUCAGACCGAACAACAAACUUGCCCCACAUGUUGCCAUCUGAAGAAGCUUUUGCCGCUGCUUGUUCUGCUCUUGGAAUCGAUAACAACGAUGGAGUUGUUGUUUACGAUGGGAAGGGGAUCUUUAGUGCUGCUCGUGUAUGGUGGCAGUUCCGAGUGUUUGGGCAUGACAAAGUAUGGGUACUUGAUGGUGGCCUACCAAGAUGGCGUGCUUCAGGUUACGAUGUUGAAUCCAGUGCUUCUGGUGAUGCCAUUCUGAAGGCCAGUGCAGCAAGUGAGGCUAUUGAAAAAAUUUACCAAGGGCAAACUGUCCAUCCAAUUACCUUCAAGACAAAUUUCCAGUCUCAUCUGGUGUGGACACUUGAUCAGGUCAGGAAAAAUAUGGAGGAGAAGACUUACCAACACAUAGAUGCCCGGUCCAGAGGCAGGUUUGAUGGUACUGCUCCGGAACCUCGUAAGGGAUUAAGGAGCGGUCAUAUCCCUGGCAGCAAGUCUGUUCCCUUUCCCCAGAUGCUGGAUUCUUCACAAACACUAUUACCAGCUGAAGAGCUUAAGAAACAAUUUGAACAAGAAGGUGUCUCAUUGGACCGUCCUAUAGUAGCAUCAUAUGGAACUGGUGUAACAGCAUGCAUUCUGGCACUGGGGCUUCACCGUCUGGGAAAAACCAACGUGCCAAUCUAUGACGGGUCCUGGACAGAAUGGGCAUCACAACCCGAGUUUCCCGUGGUGGAUGCUUCAUCAAAUCCAUGAAAAGCAACAGGAUGCCAGGCUUUCUGAUACAUGUAAUAUGAAACUUGUUGAGGAGACAAUGAAGUUUGCUUGGUUCAAUCCAGAUUCUGUGUAUCUAAGACAUUUUGGGUUUUGGUUCCAUCUGUGUUUGAACAAUGCCUUAACCAGCAACAUUUGUCUGUU
Messenger RNA from Tarenaya hassleriana, 1391 nucleotides. Its product is annotated as thiosulfate/3-mercaptopyruvate sulfurtransferase 1, mitochondrial-like. Lineage: Eukaryota; Viridiplantae; Streptophyta; Magnoliopsida; Brassicales; Cleomaceae. Gene Ontology annotation, molecular function: thiosulfate-cyanide sulfurtransferase activity. Bases 72 to 1229 code for a protein of 385 amino acids. Gene Ontology annotation, cellular component: mitochondrion. The record is from RefSeq and is a predicted model, not a curated record. Gene Ontology annotation, biological process: transsulfuration. The transcript has 12 exons.